Messenger RNA from Cuscuta europaea, 756 nucleotides. The record is from the annotation of a GenBank genome assembly. NCBI's taxonomy places the organism in Eukaryota, Viridiplantae, Streptophyta, Magnoliopsida, Solanales, Convolvulaceae.
AUCCGCUUCUCCGCCUCCCACAGAAGUAAUGGAAACGGACCUGAUGUCCCAUCCGACUGCGAUGGGCCAGUCUUCGAUCCAAUCAUUCCCAAUCAGACACUUUCCGAGGACGUGGCGAUGGGAUUAGUUCUGAGAGCUGCGAACGUUCGAGGCUGGACUACAGGUUCAGGGAUGGAAGGACCGCCGGUUCCCGCUGGUGCAAAACCGGAUUCGGGAAAGGAGCAAGUAUCUACCUUCCCUUGGUCCCUCUUUACCAACUCUCCACGACGUCGUAUGCGCGUGGCCUUCACCUGCAACGUCUGUGGACAGCGCACAACUCGCGCCAUCAACCCUCAUGCUUACACGGAUGGUACCGUUUUUGUUCAGUGUUGUGGAUGCAACAUAUAUCACAAACUGGUGGAUAAUUUGAACCUGUUUCAUGACAUGAAAUGUUAUGUGAAUUCUAGUUUUAAUCCGAAUCCAAACAGUGCCCUUAGCUUUGAGUACUUGGACUUGGAUGAUGACAAACGAGAUGAAUGAUACUAUACCCCACAUAAAUUGUAAGUUGAAAUCAAAAGAUGCCAUAAGUUUGCAUUUUUUUGUAUAUUCUGUUUCCUUUGAACAGCAUAUAUUUUGUUUAUUGUUCUUGUAAAUUAUUAAUUUCUCUUUAGGCUUGUAUAUUCAAUUAAUAACUUUGCUAUGGAUCCCAUGAUAUCGUUUUUGAGCAUUUGUAUAAGUACUUGGUUUUAUGAUAUUCGUAAUUAGUUAAUUGAAUCA